AUUCACCAUUUCUCAUUCGGAUAUAACGCACCACUAUUAAGGACACUCUUUUGUUUCUCCUAUAUAAGAAAGGGUUACAAGUUUACUUUCAACAGCAACAAAAAAAACCCUAAAAGUUUUUCUUCUUCCUAAUCUUUUCACCUCGAGUUUUUAUUUUCAUGGAUUCCAUCAAAAGAAGAAAGAUCAUGGCAAAAGAAUACGAAGGACGUGCAGUGGGAAUAGAUCUUGGAACAACCUAUUCAUGUGUUGCUGUGUGGCUUGAUCAACACCAAAGAGUUGAGAUUAUUCACAAUGAUCAAGGAAACCGAAUAACACCUUCUUUUGUUGCUUUCAACAAUGAACAAAGGUUGAUUGGCGAUGCUGCUAAGAAUCAAUCUGCUACUAACCCUGAAAACACUAUCUUUGAUGCUAAGAGGUUAAUUGGUAGGAAGUUUAGUGACCCCGUUGUUCAAAGAGAUAUAUUGUUGUGGCCAUUCAAGGUUAUUUCUGGUGUUAAUGACAAACCUAUGAUUACUGUUAAGUACAAGGGUCAAGAGAAGCACUUUUGUGCUGAGGAAAUAUCUUCUAUGGUGCUUACAAAGAUGCGAGAGGUUGCGGAGGCAUAUCUGGGGUCGCCGGUCAAGAAUGCCGUUGUUACUGUGCCAGCUUACUUCAAUGAUUCUCAGCGAAAGGCCACCAUAGAUGCUGGUACUAUUGCUGGACUUAAUGUCAUUCGGAUAAUCAAUGAACCUACUGCGGCAGCUAUUGCAUAUGGCCUUGACAAGAGAAAUGACUGUGAUGGUAGCCGAAAUAUUUUUGUCUUUGAUCUGGGUGGCGGGACUUUUGAUGUGUCUAUCCUCACAAUUAAGGGUGAUGUCUUUGAAGUGAAAGCCACUGCAGGAAACACUCACCUUGGGGGCGAGGACUUCGAUAACAGAAUGGUGAACUAUUUUGUUGAGGAGUUAAAAAAGAAGAAUAAAGUGGACAUCAGUCAGAACCCAAAAUCCUUAAGGAGGUUGAGAACUGCCUGUGAGAGGGCAAAAAGGAUACUCUCUUUUGCUUUUGUUACCACUGUUGAGGUAGAUGCUUUAUUUACGGGAAUCGACUUUUGUUCAUCAAUUACUCGUGCUAAAUUUGAGGAACUUAACAUGGACUUUUUCAAUGAGUGUAUGAAUAUAGUUGACACCUGUCUCAGGGAUUCAAAGAUAUACAAGAAUGAUAUUGAUGAUGUUGUACUUGUCGGUGGCUCGUCUAGGAUUCCCAAAGUGCAGGAACAAUUGCUAGAAUAUUUCAAGGGGAAGGAAUUAUUCAUGGGUAUCAACCCAGACGAGGCUGUUGCUUAUGGUGCAGCUGUUCAGGCUGCUAUUUUGAGUGAAGGCUGUAAGAAUGUCCCCAACUUGGUGCUACGAGAUGUGACCCCUUUGUCACUUGGUAUUUCUGUAAGUAUUGAACAUAUCAUGAGUGUGGUGAUUCCUAGAAACACUUCCAUACCUGUCAAGAAGACAAGUCGAUAUUCCACCCUUUAUGAUAACCAGUGCCUUGUCAAUUUUCUUGUUUAUGAGGGUGAGAGACCAAGAGCUGCUGACAAUAAUCUGCUUGGUUCAUUUGGGCUUCGUUGUCUUCCAGGUCCCCGUGGCCAGCCCUUGGAGGUAUGCUUUUCAAUUGAUGAAAAUGGUAUCCUGACUGUUACUGCUAGGGAAAUAUCCACAGGCAAUAUGAACAUGAUCACCAUAACCAAUGACAAAGAAAGGUUGUCAAUGUUCGACAUUGAAAAAAUGAUUAAAGAAGCUGAGAAAUACCAUGUGGAAGAUAUGCAAUUUUUAAGAAGGGCCAAGGUAAUGUGUGAAUUAGAUUCUUGUGUUUACAAUAUGAAGAAGGCUUUAAAGAAGAAGGAUGUUAAUCUGAUUCUCUCCCCUCAAGAAAUUGCAAAGAUCAACAAUGCAAUUACUGUUGCUAUGGAUUUGCUUGAUAAGAAUAAAAAAGAGAAAGAAAUAGAUGUUCUUGAGGGUUAUCUGGAGGAGCUGGAGAGAAUGUCGAAACACCUUAUAUCCAAGGCUAAUAAUUUUAUUUUUCUUGGAUAAGAUUUUAAGUGAUGUCUUGCUUUUGAAAGUGCUGAAUGCAGACCUUUAGUUUUAUUAUCAUUAUCUAAUAGCAUUGAAGUUUAUGUUAAUGUUUGUGUUUCACAUGUUACCGGUUUUUUUUUUCUUUUCUUCCUCUUUCUGUUUUCUGUAUUGUAAACCAUGCUGACUCUAUUCUAGUUUUAGCAGCAUCCUUCAAAGCUUUUACUUUAGGAUCUGAUCCUUCUCAGACACUAUUCUAGUUUUGAGUAAAUAAUCUUU
Messenger RNA from Medicago truncatula (barrel medic), 2318 nucleotides. RefSeq names its product heat shock cognate 70 kDa protein. Lineage: Eukaryota; Viridiplantae; Streptophyta; Magnoliopsida; Fabales; Fabaceae. The coding region runs from base 159 to 2060 and encodes 633 amino acids. The transcript has 2 exons. Gene Ontology annotation, molecular function: ATP-dependent protein folding chaperone; ATP binding. The record is from RefSeq and is a predicted model, not a curated record.